AUGCGGUCCCCUGAGGCCAUUUAUCCGGCCCCCGCCGCACUUCAGGAAGGGGCAACUCUUUCAUUGGUGGCCAGUGAGAGGAGCACAGGAUGCAUUCGCAUCCUGUGCUCCUGGAGUACUGUAUGUGGCGGCGCCACAAAGCGCGGCAUUGCUCACAUACAUUACUACUUCCGGUGUGGACUCCAUGACAAAGGCAUAGUAAAGAUGACUGAGGAUGACCAACCCAAACUGCAGCUCAUCCAAGGGAAAAUCCAGGAGCAGUUAUCCUCCCGGAUCCCAACCCUGAAGGAAAUUAGAAACAAAACCGGAAUCUCUGACUUCCUGCUCCUGGGCUUCUCUGAACACCCAGAAACAUUAGCCUCUCCUGUUUGGCUCAUCAUCCUAGCCACUGGUUCUGACCCUCAUCUCCAUACCCCCAUGUACUUCUUCCUGGCCAAUCUGUCCUUCAUCGAUACCUGUUUCACCUGCACCAUAGUCCCCAAGGUGCUGGUGAACAUCCAGACACAGCAUCACACCAUCUCCUACACCAGGUGCCUCAUGCAGAUGUACUUCUUCAUGGCAUUGGCUCUGCUGAAUGACUUCCUGCUGGCCGUGAUGGCGUAUGAUUGCUACGUGGCCAUCAGCCUUCCUCUACGCUAUACCACGAUCAUGCGUCCCCAGCGCUGCCUGCUGCUGGUGGCUGUAUCCUGGCUCUGCUCCCACCUCCUGUCUUUCUCAUUAACUUUUCUCAGAGCUCAGCUUUCUUUCUGUGCCUCUCAUUGUAUCCCACACUUUUUCUGUGAUGUUCUCCCAAUCCUCAAGCUUGCCUGUUCAGACACCAAUGUCUUUCACAUCAUGAUGUUCAUGGAAGCCACUCUCUCGGGGGUCAUCCUUCUCACCUGUGUCCUGGUCUCUUGUGCCCACAUCAUGCACACCAUCCUCAGGAUCCCCUCUGCUGAGAAGCACAAAGUCUUCUCUACCUGUGGCUCUCACCUGACAGUGGUCACUCUCUGUGGAACCGUCUUUCUGGUGUAUUUCCAGUCCUCAUUCUACUCAGCAGAUCCUGGAAUGACUGCAUCUGUGGUAUACACAAUGGUCACCUCCAUGCUGAACCCUUUUGUCUAUUGCUUGAGGAACAGGGACAUGAAGUGGGCUUUGCAGAAAUUCCUUGGCUUGGGAAAAUGUUGUACUCGGUAA
Messenger RNA from Saimiri boliviensis boliviensis (Bolivian squirrel monkey), 1176 nucleotides. The record is from RefSeq and is a predicted model, not a curated record. Lineage: Eukaryota; Metazoa; Chordata; Mammalia; Primates; Cebidae.